UGGAAAUAGCCGAGUUAACAUGGCAGCUUUCCCCACGUGCGAUUUCUUCAGAUGUUGACAUUUUCUCGCAAUGCAUUUUAGAAUAUAGAAACUGCCGCAUUAGCGGCUUCUUGUGCGCAGAGUUCAGCAACUGUUCUAAGUGUGCAUCAUGGCUGUGAGUUCUAUGGACAGUUUUGAGGAAGACAACAAGUUCUUUAAGGGUUUGUUGGAUAUGGUACCAGCCCGUGUUCUUCUUGAUGAAGAAACAAAGAGGAAGAUAAGGGGAGAAGAGGAGGAAGAAGAGGAAAGUUCAAGUCAGCAUGGCUCAAAAAAGAAAGGGAAGCAGGAAAAAAAGAGGAAAACUAAAAUUGACCCGUUGCAGAGAAAAACAGUUACCCAGCUGCAGGAAGAACUGGAACAGAGAGAAGGACAGUCAUUCACUCAGCUGAAAAAGAGUAAACACAAGAAAAAGCAGCCAGGCACUGACCCAAAGUUCCGUAGCAUCACCCAUGACCUUGAGGAGCUGAGGUCACGGCUACAGGCUCGUAUCUCCGAACUCUCAGGGAAGAAGAGCAAGCUGACUGACAAUGAGUCGAAGGAGAAGAUAAGGCUCAUGAAAAAGAAUAAGAAGUUGAAACUUAAGUUAAGAAAUGCACAGAAGCAGAAUAAACACAAAGGUGAACACAGGCAGCAGACAAACUCUGAUGAUUCCCCGUCUCUGUCGGAGCCACUGAUGGUCUCCGAGAAACCUGUGUAUAACAAGGAGGGGAAACUUGUCUUCAGUAAGUUUGAUUUCACAGAUUCAGGGGAGGUGGAAAAUCCAAAGACAGAUUUACGGGCCAAAAAUUAUAAAAGACUUUUGGAAAAGCUAGAAAAGCGUAAAAAGAGUGCUGAGGAGGUGCGUGAGAAAAGUGUUGAUGCUGCACAAAAAUUGGAGGACAAGACAUUGUGGAAGACAGCUUUGUUAAAGGCAGAGGGAGAGAAAGUUAAGGACAAUGAGAAACUACUGAAGAAAGCAGUGAAACGGAAAGAAAAAGAUAAACAGAAGCGUCAGAAAUCCUGGGAGUCACGGACUCAGCAAGUAGACCAGGACAAGAAGAAGAGGCAAGACAAGAGGAAGUUCAAUCUGGACGCAAGGAAAAAACAAAAGAUUGAAAAGAAAAAGAAAAAGUCUGUUAAGAAGGGCAGACUCAUUCCAGGGUUUUGAUAUUGUAUAUUUGUACAUGAAAAUAAAAAUAAGUUGUACAUAUUCAA
Molecule: messenger RNA, 1233 nt
Organism: Haliotis rubra (blacklip abalone)
Lineage: Eukaryota; Metazoa; Mollusca; Gastropoda; Lepetellida; Haliotidae
Product: surfeit locus protein 6 homolog
Exons: 5
Coding region: 149-1186 (345 amino acids)
Biological process (GO): ribosomal large subunit biogenesis; ribosomal small subunit biogenesis
Cellular component (GO): nucleolus
Molecular function (GO): RNA binding; DNA binding
Source: RefSeq, a predicted model, not a curated record